UAGAGGCGUUCAUAAAUUGCGAAAAUCUUUCUCAAAACAAAUAAACGUAAAAAAGUAACUAAAGCAGCAUAAUUAUAUAUCUUAGGACCAACUGCACUCCUCCGGAAGAUAAAUAUACCCGUACAUUGAAAUCCAACCUGAAAAAGUGCUUAUAUGUGGCGUAUGUUUUUGCAAACUUUGCAUGCGGUGUUUUUUCUGUCUGUUUGGUAUUGCUAAAAUAAGUAGAGUUUAUAACAUGAGUUUAUAGUAUAUUUGUGCAGCUUUUGCUUUGGCAUUUUGUCCAACACACCAGGCAGAAUCCAUCGCGAAAGACGCAGCAAAUUAGCAACGUUUGUAAAUCGCGAAAGUGCUCGGAGUCUCAGACUUUUUUGGCGGGGGCUUCUGGCUUAACCAAUGUGGCACUUCCAAUGAGAAAUCAAUUGCAAGACGUUGGAUGCUCUCAGUAUUGGUUAUUGGCAAGAUUGGCCCCGAGACAGCAGUAUUCUAGGCACUUGGAUACCAAUCCAAUAGUUCCGAUCAGUCCGACUUUAAUACCCUCCCGAUUUAGACUUAGCCAUACACAAUGGCGGAGAAUCCCGAUUCUGGGCAGGAUCGCAAGCGGCCACGGCUGGAGGACGAGGAGCAGGAGCUCAAGGUUGCCGGCUUUUCGCUGAGCGCCAUCGAGGAAAUGCGUCAGACCCGGGACAACGAGCUCCAGAACGAGCCCAUGGACCAGCAGCUCCGUCAGUUCCAAGUUCUUGAUGAAGUUGGCUCUGGCAGCGACGAGGAUGAGGAGUCAGACGACACCAGCGAGCGGCAGGUUGGAAGGUACGGAGAGGGAGGCGACGAGGAGGAGGAGGCGGCGGAGGGCGACGGCGAUGAAUUUGAUUCCUCGGAGUUUGAUGACGAGGAGAUCGAGAACCUGCUGGAUGAGAAGCUGCCCGACGAGUUGCGUGAAUCCAAGCAGCCCAAAUAUGAGCAGCGUUUCAAGACUGUGCUCGAAGAGAAGCGCCUGAACCAUUUUGAAGUGCUGCCGGAGGGCUGGGUACAGGUGACCCACAACAGUGGCAUGCCGCUCUUCCUGCACCGAAAAACCCGCGUCUGUUGUGCCUCCCGACCUUAUUUCCUCGGCACGGGAAGUGCCCGCAAGCAUGCCGUGCCCUUGGCAGCAGUUCCUUGCCUUAACUACAGGCGAGCUUUGGACGAGGAGUCGGAAGUGGAGCAGCAGAAACCAGAUGGAGCCGCUACAGCAGCUGUGUGUCCCAUAACCGGUGCUACAGCCCCACCGGCAGAGCCCAUGGAUGUGGAGGGAAAGGAGAAUAACGAAGGUAGUUCCGAUCCCAAAUCCCAGCCAGAAAACCUAACUGCUCUAAUGCCAGCUGCCAAAAUCGUCACGGUUAACGAGAAUACCCAGAAAGAAUCCAUAACGCCAGAACAACUAAAUAACUACUGUCAAAAGUUGUUUAAAUUUAAGGUUAUCCGUGUGCUGCGCUUUCGGAGCUGGAAUGCCCGUCGCAAGUUCACAAAAAACCGCAAGCACAUCAAGAAUAUCCAACGGCCCACACUGCCCGAUGGCACUAAACUAAUUAAAUUCCCCAUUUUGGCGGCUGCCGGCGAGGGAUCAACCACUUCGCGCGCUCGAAAGGAGUGGAUCAUGAACCCCAACGGCAAGAGCUUCGUCUGCAUCCUACACGAGUAUGUGCAGCAUGCUCUGAAAACUCAGCCAACUUAUGAGUUCAAGGAGCUGCAGAAUGCCGCCACUCCCUAUUCUGCCACCGUGUCGGUGAAUAAUCUCAAGUACGGAACGGGCUAUGGCACCAGCAAAAAGCAGGCCAAGUCGGAGGCGGCACGUGAAACUCUGGAAAUACUCAUUCCGGAUGUCAAGGAUAAAAUCACAGGCAAUAACAAGGACCAAAAGAGUGGCACCGCUAAGAAGGCCCAAAGCGAUCUGUCUGUUUUCGAUGACAUCCGCAUUGAGGAUCCACGAGUCACCGAAUUUUGCAAUAAGACGACGGAACCUUCUCCCAACGCCAUUCUGCUGACUUGUUUACAGCGCAACUACGGCAGCGAUGUUCAGAUCAACCAGGAGAUCAAUCGCACUGCAAACAACAAGAAUGAGUUUACCAUGACCGUGGGCAAACACACAGCCAAAGUGGUUUGCAAAAACAAGCGGGAAGGCAAACAAUUGGCCUCACAGGCUAUCCUUCAGAUCCUGCAUCCACACAUCCAGACCUGGGGUUCUUUGCUGCGUCUGUAUGGCAACAAUUCAAUAAAAACCUUCAAAGAGAAGAAGCUAGAGGAGCAGGAGAUUACCGUGCUGCAAAGCAAGGCGGCUGUGAAUCAGCCCAACUACGCCAUUCUGGACAAACUCAAAACCGAGAUGCUCAAGCUGUGCGCCAAGCAGGAAAGUGUGCUAACCAUGGGUUCCUUUGUGCCGCCCAGCGAUGUCGAUCUGCCCACUUCCUCGGGGUCAAAUCUGAACAACGUCGAACUCUGAUCAGGGGACAUAAAUUCUCUCUUUCUAACUGCGAUUCUGUAGUACCGCAUGACAACGUCCUAGUUACCCAGUUCCAUUUUCCGAAUGCUUAUGCCAACAACGACGAGUUCUCUAUGGACAUAUGAAAUGAUUUCAAAUUGGCCCGGCCUUUAUCAUAAAAGCAAUAGUGGCGAGCCAAUCUGAACAGGCCAAUAAUGAGCAAUUAAUUAUCAAAAGGCUUUAACAAGUGGCCAAAAAUAAUGAACAAUUGCUGAUCAAGUGGCUUUACGUUGAGGUAAAUCCAUAAUUAAAUUUGCCAAAUAUAAGUAGCUCAUUUUUGCAGUAGCAAAGAAGAGGGGUUAAAAUAUCAUAUUAUACAAAUAAGCUUAAAUAAAAUAAAUUUAAAAAAUC
This is a messenger RNA of Drosophila elegans, 2866 nucleotides long. It is a transcript of the gene pasha, whose product is annotated as microprocessor complex subunit DGCR8. The coding region runs from base 563 to 2476 and encodes 637 amino acids. Gene Ontology annotation, cellular component: microprocessor complex. The transcript is spliced from 5 exons. The record is from RefSeq and is a predicted model, not a curated record. Gene Ontology annotation, molecular function: primary miRNA binding; heme binding; double-stranded RNA binding. Gene Ontology annotation, biological process: primary miRNA processing. Lineage: Eukaryota; Metazoa; Arthropoda; Insecta; Diptera; Drosophilidae.